This is a messenger RNA of Eucalyptus grandis, 2901 nucleotides long. RefSeq names its product phosphate transporter PHO1 homolog 9. NCBI's taxonomy places the organism in Eukaryota, Viridiplantae, Streptophyta, Magnoliopsida, Myrtales, Myrtaceae. Bases 308 to 2674 code for a protein of 788 amino acids. Gene Ontology annotation, biological process: phosphate ion transport; cellular response to phosphate starvation. The record is from RefSeq and is a predicted model, not a curated record. Gene Ontology annotation, molecular function: inositol hexakisphosphate binding. The transcript has 13 exons. Gene Ontology annotation, cellular component: plasma membrane; trans-Golgi network; Golgi apparatus.
GAUAGUCUUCUUACAUGUGUUAGUUGAACCUUUGAGAUAAAAGCAAAGGCAUGAGAAGAAACAUCCAAAAAAAAAGGUCACCCAAUCCCAUACUGUUCUUCUGAGAAACUUGUUCUUGUUCUCACACAUAGCUCUUGUUUCGUGUUCGCCAUUCUCGAGUCUUCACCAGCAUCUCCAUAUGCAGUGAGGGCCAAGAACAAGCUCCCUUCAUUCACACUUUGCAGUUCACCACUUGGAACAGUUUGAUUCAUGUUUGGCCGAAGAAGCAGUACGGUGGGAAGCAACUUUCAAAUUAUAAGCAUAUAAGAUGAAGUUUGGGAAAGAGCUUGUGUCCCAAAUGGUGCCGGAAUGGCAAGAUGCCUACAUGGAUUACAACUUUCUCAAGUCAAUCUUGAAGGAUGCCUUGCGCUGUCGACAGAUGAAUUCGUGGCCAUCCCCGAGAGCAUCGAUGACCACCUCGCAGGGCCCUUUGAAGAGAAGGGGGUCGCUCUACCGAGCAUUCAGCGGGCUGACAAGUCAGUACACCUGGAAUUCUCCCGGGAGAAGUAGUGAAGAUGAAGAAGUAAUACUAGUCAGUUCUGCUCAAGAGGAGGGAUCAGACCACGGGAGGUACCAGACGAUGUUUCUGAGGUUGUCUGACGAGGGAGGAGAGUAUGAUCUCUUGUUCUUCCGGAGGCUGGAUGACGAGUUCAACAAAGUUCUGUGCUUUUAUAAGAAGAAGGUAGAGGAAGUUGUAGCCGAGGCAGAUGAACUGAGCAAGCAGAUGAAUGCAUUGAUCGCUCUUCGCAUCAGGGUCGAGAAACCAGUCAUGGAAAAACCAAUACAGGGGACCAACACUAGCAUCGCUGCCAUCGAUAUUUUGCCAUCCUCAGCCUCGGUUUCUGUUAACAAUACAAGAUCAGGAUGGACGCAAAUGGGUGUCAUCCAAGAAGUUGAGAUGACUAGUGAGAAAAACAAUGAACCAAAAGAUAGAGAUGAUGGCACCGCAAAAGCUGCAGAUUCAGAUCAUAAGGCCAACAGAAGAGGUGCCAAUAGCUCUAACUUCAGAUCAGCUCCUAUUAGUAUCAAGGAACACGUGAAGGUCACUGUCCAACCUCAAAGUCCAGUAUUGGCUGCUAACGGAAUCCUGAUGAGUUCAAAUGGGGAUAUGUUGUUCACCAAGGCAGAGCUGAGGAAAGCAGAGGAAUUACUGACUGGAGCUUUCACAGAAUUCUACCAAAAGCUUCAAAUUCUAAAGAGCUACUGCUUCUUGAACCAACUAGCAUUCUCCAAAAUUAUGAAGAAGUACGACAAGAUCACUCGUCACAAUGCUUCAAAGUCUUACUUAAAGAUGGUGGAUGAUUCGUACCUUGGCAGCUCUGAUGAGGUUUCAAGGCUUAUGGAAAGAGUUGAAGCUGCAUUUAUUAAGCAUUUUGCUAAUGGAAACCGCCGUAAAGGGAUGCGAACCCUAAGACCGACAGCUAAGAGAGAGAAGCAUAGAAUUACGUUCUUUCUAGGUUGCUUUACUGGAUGCUCAUUGGCUCUUAUAGUGAGCAUUAUAGUGGCUGUACAUGCAAGAAAUCUCCUAAAAAGUGACGGGCGCCAAAAAUACAUGGAAACUAUAUUUCCCCUUUAUAGCUUGUUCGGAUUCAUUAUUUUGCAUAUGGCAAUGUAUGCCGCGGACAUAUACUUCUGGAGGCGCUACCGGAUCAAUUAUUCCUUUGUAUUUGGAUUCAAAAAGGGGACAGAACUGGGUUAUCGGGAGGUCCUCCUUCUUAGCUCCGGGCUCUCAGUGUUAAUGUUGGUUGGAGUUCUGUCUAAUCUUGAUAUGGAUAUGGACCCAAGAAUGGAAAGCUAUAAGACAUUGACAGAAUUAGUUCCACUCGGAUUGUUCGUGGUUGUGACUUGCAUAACAUUCUGCCCUUUCAACAUCAUGUACCGUUCGAGCCGCUUCUUCUUGAUUCAUUGUGCUUUUCAUUGUAUAUGUGCUCCAUUUUACAAGGUAACACUACCUGAUUUUUUCUUGGCAGAUCAACUCACCAGCCAGGUUCAGGCCUUUAGAAAUUUGGAGUUUUAUAUCUGUUACUAUGGUUGGGGAGACUUCAGAACUAGAUCAAACAAGUGUGAUGAAAGCAAACUCUACGAAGCAUUUUACUUCGUCGUUGCAGUUAUUCCAUAUGGGAUGCGUUUUCUUCAGUGCCUCCGGCGCCUGUACGACGAGGGAGACAUAAUGCAAGGGAUCAACGGCCUGAAGUACUUUUCAACCAUCAUUGCGGUUGUCAUGAGAACAGGUCAUGAUUUGAGAAGGGGGGUCACAUGGAAGAUCAUCGCAGCAGCUAGCUCAGGGGUUGCAACAGUUGCCAACACGUACUGGGAUCUUGUGAUUGAUUGGGGCCUCCUGAGGCGAAAUGCCAAGAACUCCUGGCUGAGAGAUAAACUCACAAUUCCAAACAGAAGCAUUUACUUCGUAGCCAUGGUACUGAAUGUCAUACUGAGACUUGCAUGGAUGCAGAACAUUUUAGGCUUUAGAGAAGCGCCAUUCCUACAUGGAAAGGCCUUGAUUGCAAUCGUUGCUAGCUUGGAAAUCAUCCGCCGUGGGAUUUGGAAUUUUUUUAGGUUGGAAAAUGAGCACUUGAAUAAUGUCGGCAAGUACCGGGCCUUCAAGUCAGUACCCCUUCCUUUCAACCAUGACUAAGACGACGAGAGUGCUCAAAACCACAUCGAGAUGGAAGAAUGGAAUAAGGAUGUCCGUUACUCCUGGCGUGUGAAAAACCAAACUUUGCCAGAGUUCUUUCACCAAUUUUUGAGAUGUACAAAGCAUUUCAGCGAAUAGAAGGAUAAUUAGUCAGGUAAAGCACCGGAGGACAUGAAUUUUGCAUAUCAACAAAGGGGAGAAAAAUACUUAUUGAAGCAUUAGCUAAA